AUGCAGGCGCCUGUGGUGGUUAUGAAUACGGCGAAUGGUGAAAGACAAGUGGGUCGAAAGGCGCAAAUAUCCAACAUUACCGCUGCGAAAACGGUGGCGGAUAUCAUACGAUCAUGUCUCGGGCCCAAAGCAAUGCUGAAGAUGCUGCUUGAUCCCAUGGGCGGCAUUGUCCUGACGAACGACGGCCACGCCAUCCUCCGAGAGAUCGAGGUUGCGCAUCCUGCGGCAAAGAGCAUGAUCGAGUUGAGUCGGACGCAGGAUGAGGAGGUGGGCGACGGGACAACGACGGUCAUCAUAUUAGCGGGCGAGAUCCUGGCGCAGGCGCUGCCCCAACUCGAACGAAAUAUCCAUCCCGUGGUGAUUAUCCAGGCCUUCAAAAAGGCUCUGACGGACGCGCUGGCGAUCGUCGAAGAGAUCUCCAUCCCCGUCGACACCUCGAGCGACAAGGCUAUGAUCUCGCUCAUCGAAUCCUCCAUCGGCACCAAGACCAUCUCUCGAUACUCGGAACUCAUGUGCUCCCUUGCCCUGAACGCCGUGCGAACCGUUUCUCAGGACCAGACAUCUAUUUCGAAUGCACCCCAGGCGAACGGCACCGCGAAGUCCGCCUCUUCGGUGGCGCCUUCGAAACCCGUAGAAAUCGACAUCAAGCGAUACGCCCGCGUUGAAAAGAUUCCCGGUGGAGAAAUCGAGGAGUCAAGAGUGCUGGAUGGAGUCAUGUUGAACAAGGACAUUACACACGCCUCGAUGCGUCGACGGAUAGAGAACCCUCGGAUCGUGCUGCUGGACUGCACUCUCGAGUACAAAAAGGGCGAAUCCCAGACAAAUGUCGAGAUCACGGACGAGGACUCAUGGAACAAAAUCCUACAGAUCGAAGAGGAACAGGUCAAAAAGAUGUGCGACGCGGUCCUGGCAGUCAAGCCCGACCUGGUCAUCACCGAGAAGGGCGUGUCCGACCUGGCACAACACUACUUCCAAAAGGCCAACGUCACGGCACUGCGAAGAGUGCGGAAGACGGACAACAACCGCAUUGCCCGCGCCGUGGGCGCUACCAUUGUAAACCGGGUUGACGACCUCGUCGAGUCCGACGUGGGCACGGGCUGUGGUCUGUUCGAGAUUGAAAAGAUCGGCGACGAGUAUUUCACAUUCCUCACAAAGUGCAAGAACCCAAAAGCAUGUACGAUCCUGCUCCGGGGCCCCUCAAAGGACAUUCUGAACGAGAUCGAACGCAACCUCCAAGACGCCAUGUCCGUGGCCCGCAACGUCAUGUUCCACCCGCGCCUCUCUCCCGGCGGGGGCGCCACCGAGAUGGCCGUCUCGGUGCGACUUGCGCAAAAGUCCAAGUCCAUCGAGGGCGUGAUGCAGUGGCCGUACCGCGCCGUCGCGGACGCCAUGGAAGUCAUCCCCCGCACACUGAUCCAGAACGCCGGCGCCAGCCCCAUCCGCAUCCUGACCCAGCUCCGCGCGAAGCAGGCCGAGGGGAAAUCGACGUUCGGUGUCGACGGCGAUACGGGCAAUGUGGUCGACAUGAAGGACUAUGGUGUCUGGGAACCCCAGGCGGUCAAAUUGCAGAGCAUCAAGACGGCGGUGGAAAGUGCGUGUCUGCUCCUGAGAGUGGACGAUAUCUGCGGCGCCAAGAGCGCGAAACAGGUCGGCGGAAGUGGAUUGGCAGCGGGUGGAGGGGACGAGUAG
Molecule: messenger RNA, 1689 nt
Organism: Fonsecaea multimorphosa CBS 102226
Lineage: Eukaryota; Fungi; Ascomycota; Eurotiomycetes; Chaetothyriales; Herpotrichiellaceae
Product: T-complex protein 1 subunit gamma
Exons: 4
Coding region: 1-1689 (562 amino acids)
Biological process (GO): protein folding
Cellular component (GO): chaperonin-containing T-complex
Molecular function (GO): ATP hydrolysis activity; ATP binding; ATP-dependent protein folding chaperone
Source: RefSeq, a predicted model, not a curated record